Babesia bigemina is the source of this 1026-nucleotide messenger RNA. RefSeq names its product Cytoplasmic tRNA 2-thiolation protein 1. Gene Ontology annotation, cellular component: cytosolic tRNA wobble base thiouridylase complex; mitochondrion. The record is from RefSeq and is a predicted model, not a curated record. The transcript has a single exon. Gene Ontology annotation, biological process: tRNA wobble position uridine thiolation. Bases 1 to 1026 code for a protein of 341 amino acids. NCBI's taxonomy places the organism in Eukaryota, Apicomplexa, Aconoidasida, Piroplasmida, Babesiidae. Gene Ontology annotation, molecular function: tRNA binding.
AUGAAAUGUGCUUCGUGCCUUGUAGAGCAUCCAGCUCUCAGGCGGUCGGUUAAUAGGCUGCCAUAUUGUAAGAAAUGCUUUGUGGAGGCUUUUGAAGACGAAGUAUACCAAGUGAUCCAAGAACAAAAACUCAUUGAGGAUGGAGAUGUUGUUUGCAUCGGAGUUUCGGGAGGCAAGGACUCGUCGGUACUAGCACAUGUUCUCGCCACUUUAAAGGAACGGUAUAAACGAAAUUGGACAUUGGUGCUGCUUGCUGCGGACGAGGGAAUUAGGGGAUACCGUGAUGAUUCACUUAAUGUAGUGAUGAACAUGAAAAAUCCCAACUACAAAGAGCUGAUGAUUUUGAACUUCAAAGAUAGGUUCGGAUUUACGAUGGACGAGAUAGUGUCGCUCAUUGGGCAGAAGAACAACUGCACAGUAUGCGGAACCUUUCGUAGGCAAAUUCUAGAAAUCGGCGCAAGGCUGCUUGGUGCCAACAAGCUCUGCACGGGACACAACCUCGACGAUAACGCGGAGACUACGCUUCUCAACUUUUGCAGGAACGAUCUAUUUAAACUGGCCAAGAGCCUAAAUGAAAGAUCAAAUGCAUCUAUCGCAGCGCGUCAGCCUGACGAACAUAAUGCAGAAACUCGGCCACACGAAGAUUCGAAAACAGAGAGCAGCAACGGAACGGCAUUUACGCGCAUAAAGCCCAUGAUGUAUUGCUACGAAAAGGAAAUUGUAAUGUACGCCAGAUAUCUGGGACUGGAGUACUUUUCUACGGAAUGUUCCUAUGCCCCGGAAGCAUACAGAGGGUAUAUGAGAACGUUCAUAAAACAACUGGAGGCCGUUGAUCCACGAAUUAUACAGAACAUAGCGCACUCUUCACAACAUUUAUAUGCGCAUUAUCCAACCAACCGAGAACUAAAAUCGUGCAAAAAAUGUGGUAUAGAGGGUUUAAAUGAUCUAUGCAAAGCUUGCGUAACCGUUGAGAAGUUAUCAUCGCUUGCGAAAAAAUCGCAAAGUAAUUCGAACAUUUGGGCCUGA